Molecule: messenger RNA, 480 nt
Organism: Triticum dicoccoides
Lineage: Eukaryota; Viridiplantae; Streptophyta; Magnoliopsida; Poales; Poaceae
Exons: 1
Coding region: 1-480 (159 amino acids)
Source: RefSeq, a predicted model, not a curated record
AUGCUGAUGGUGCGGUACUGGAGAGGCAUGGAGCGCUUCGGCGGCGUCGAGGCUUACAAUCAGAAGGAGAUAUUCACAGUGGGCGGCAUCACUGGCCGAAUUGAGGUGUUGAAGGUGGACAUCGCCUGCCGGAGGCUGGUCCCCAUCAGUAGCCUUGGCCGGCAUGCGGUGUUUCUUGGCCGGACGCACUGCUUGCACAUCUCUACUGAGAUAUUCCCCUCCAUUACUGCCAGGUCGAUAUACCUGAGCUGCUAUCAUCAGCAAACUUGUGGGUUCGGCAUCUAUCAUAUCAACAACAAGAACCAUGGGAGGACCGAACCCGAGCACAAGUUCGUCUUCGUUGUAACACUGGGUUUAACUCAUGCUGCCAGACCCUACAACCUUGAUGAGUAUCUUGUACUCUAUGUCAACUGGAGACACAACCGUAGUAGGUCAUGUCUCAAUCAUACCAGUACUUAUUGUAGGGAGUACUCUCGCUAG